GCGUGGGCUUCGCCACGCGGCAGAUGGCUGGGCUCACCAAGCCCACCACCAUCAUCGAGGUGGAUGGGGACAAGAUCACCAUCAAGACCCAAAGCACCCUCAAGAACACUGAAAUCAGCUUCAAGCUGGGUGAGGAGUUCGAUGAGACCACAGCAGACGACAGACACGUCAAGUCUCUGGUCACGCUGGAUGGUGGCAAACUCGUCCACGUGCAGAAGUGGGAAGGGAAGGAAACAUCGCUGGUGCGGGAGCUGAAGGAUGGGAAAUUAACUCUGACUCUCACCAUGGGCAACGUGGUCUCCACCCGAAUCUACGAGAAGGCGACAUAG
This is a messenger RNA of Acanthisitta chloris (rifleman), 329 nucleotides long. It is a transcript of the gene FABP3, whose product is annotated as fatty acid binding protein 3, muscle and heart (mammary-derived growth inhibitor). Gene Ontology annotation, cellular component: nucleus; cytosol. Gene Ontology annotation, biological process: fatty acid transport. Gene Ontology annotation, molecular function: fatty acid binding. The record is from RefSeq and is a predicted model, not a curated record. NCBI's taxonomy places the organism in Eukaryota, Metazoa, Chordata, Aves, Passeriformes, Acanthisittidae. The transcript is spliced from 3 exons. The annotation marks the transcript as partial.